CCCAUUGGCCUCCCUGCCUGUCCAUCAGACCCCCGGGCCCCACCCCUCAAGCUAGGCUGAGCUGUGCCUACGUCGGCCUCGACUCCCGGGGGCUGGAGGAGUUACCUUUGGAGCCCGAAAGGAGGAAGGAAGCAAAAUAUCAACAACGCCGAGGCGGCUCGGGCGCUCGGCCCCGGUCCCCCCUUCCCGCCGCGCGCCUGCCCGCCCCCGCGCCCACGGCGGGGGCCCAGGCCCCCCGGCGCCGCCCAGGGCCCGCGCGGACGCCGGCCUCAUUUGUUAUUCCCCCCCGCCCGGAGCUGCGGCUGCCCGGCGUUGAAGAUCCCCCGGACCGGGGGCGAGGGCCACCCCUCCCAGCCGUGACACCCCUUUCCCCCAGCGGGGCCGGACGCUGUGCAGAAGCUGUCCUGCAGACCAUGAACUGAGCCCUGGUCCCAGGCCGUUCAUGAGCACAGUGUGAGGCGCGCCCAGACCCGCCACCCAGCGAUCCCUCCCCCCAGCACUGAGGAUCCCCGGAGAAGAUGGGGAGGAAAAAGAUUCAGAUCCAGCGGAUCACUGAUGAGCGGAACCGACAGGUGACAUUCACCAAGCGUAAGUUCGGGCUGAUGAAGAAGGCGUACGAGCUGAGCGUGCUCUGUGACUGCGAGAUCGCGCUCAUCAUCUUCAACCACUCCAACAAGCUGUUCCAGUACGCCAGCACUGACAUGGACAAGGUCCUGCUCAAGUACACCGAGUACAACGAGCCGCACGAGAGCCGCACCAACGCCGACAUCAUCGAGACCCUGAGGAAGAAGGGCUUCAACGGCUGUGACAGCCCCGAGCCCGACGGGGAGGACUCGCUGGAGCAGAGCCCCCUGCUGGAGGACAAGUACCGGCGCGCCAGCGAGGAGCUGGACGGGCUCUUCCGGCGCUACGGGUCCGCUGUGCCGGCCCCCAACUUCGCCAUGCCCGUCACGGUGCCUGUGUCCAGUCAGAGCUCCCUGCAGUUCAGCAAUCCCAGCAGCUCUCUGGUCACCCCUUCCUUGGUGACGUCAUCCCUCACGGACCCGCGGCUCCUGUCCCCCCAGCAGCCAGCGCUGCAGAGGAACAGCGUGUCCCCGGGCCUGCCCCAGCGGCCGGCCAGCGCAGGGGCCAUGCUGGGGGGCGACCUCAACAGUGCUAACGGAGCCUGCCCCAGCCCUGUCGGGAACGGCUAUGUCAGUGCUCGGGCUUCCCCCGGGCUCCUGCCCGUGGCCAACGGCAGCACUCUGAACAAGGGCAUCCCUGCCAAGUCUCCACCUCCGCCCACCCACGGCGCCCAGCUCGGAGCCCCCAGUCGCAAGCCUGACCUGAGGGUCAUCACCUCCCAGGGAGGAAAGGGGUUGAUGCAUCAUCUGACGGAGGACCACUUAGAUCUGAACAAUGCCCAGCGCCUCGGGGCCUCCCAGUCCACCCACUCGCUCACCACGCCAGUGGUUUCCGUGGCAACGCCCAGUUUACUCAGCCAGGGCCUCCCCUUCUCCUCCAUGCCCACUGCCUACAACACAGCAGAUUACCAGCUGAGCAGCGCCGAGCUCUCCUCCCUCCCGACCUUCAGCUCGCCCGGGGGGCUGUCACUAGGCAGCGUCACGGCCUGGCCGCAGCCCACGCAGCCUGCGCAGCCGCCCCAGCCGCAGCCGCCCCAGCAGCCGCCGCAGCCGCCGCCCCAGCCGCCCCAGCAGCCGCCACAGCAGCCCCAGCCGCAGCCCCAUCUGGUCCCCGUGUCUCUCAGCAGCCUGAUCCCGGGCAGCCCGCUGCCCCACGUGGGGGCCGCCCUCACAGUCACCACCCACCCCCACAUCAGCAUCAAGUCGGAGCCCGUGUCCCCCAGCCGGGAGCGCAGCCCCGCACCGCCCCCCCCAGCCGUGUUCCCGGCCACCCGCCCCGAGCCUGGCGACGGCCUCAGCAGCCCGGCCAGCGGCUCCUACGAGACCGGGGACCGGGACGACGGACGGGGGGACUUCGGGCCCACGCUGGGCCUGCUGCGCCCGGCCCAGGAGCCCGAGGCCGAGGGCCCUGCUGUGAAGAGGAUGCGGCUGGACACCUGGACAUUAAAGUGACGAUUCCCACCCCCUCCUCUCAGCCUCCCCGACGAAGAGCUGACAAUCUCACCGCCCACCCCUCCCCGCCCUGGGCUCCUCCCGCUCGACCCCCACUUCCUUUUGUGCUCCGUGUCCUGUUGACGGUUACGUUUGUGUAUAAUUAUUAUAUUAUUAUUAUUAUUAUUAUAUUUUUUUUAAUUUGGAUUCUCGCUCUGGAGAGGAGGACGGUCCCGCCCCCCCCCCUGCACCCCGCCAUUUCACUGGUCGGGGGGGCUGGGUUUUUGCGGGAAGGGGGGGGACACUUUGCACGUUGUACACAUAUGCUGCAGGAGGGGUGGGAGCCCGAUGGGCCUCUGGGACAGGACAGGUGCCGAGCCCUGCAUGUGGAGCCUUCCCACCCCGUCCCCCCAGACAGAGGGAAAUAACCAAAAAACCUACCAAACGACAAAACCCCUUACAAUAGACUGAAACCCCAAAGUCAGCCUGUUGGGUGGGUUUGUGUUUCAGGGGGAGGCGAGGCACAGGUUCUGGAAAGGGUCUCUGCACCUGGGCUCUUCCUGUGGCCGCAGGCACCUGGGGCAGAGCACCCCCGCCUGGCCCCCGGCACCCCUGCACGCACAGCACGCACCCCCGAGGUGUGGGGGUACUGGCCGAGAUUCUGGCCUGGGAUUCUGAGGCUGGGGGCAGGGUUUGAGGUGGGGACCUCUUGGAAGCACAUUUAGAGAGAAAGAUGGAGAGCCGUGAGGAGGGGCCGAGAGCUGGGGUGAGGGUGGGCCGGGGGCCCUACCCUCUCUCGCGGAAUCCGCGAUGUAGUGCAAUAGCUCUCCGUCCCUCCGGCAGCAGCCCCAGAAAACAGGCCGGAAAGUGCAGGGGGGAUGAGGAGGGGGAUGCUCCGGUGAGCGGCUCGGCGUGCAGGGGUGUGGGGCUCGCUCUUCCUUGCACGGACCUGCCCGCAGGAGGACACUGGGCUGGCGUGACGGUGGGAGGCCACCUCCCUCCUUGGGUCCUGGGCCCUCCUCAGUCUCCCCCCCACAUCCUCCUGCCCCCGACCCCACCUCCCUGCUCCGGGCGUCCUCCUGGUCGGCUACCUCCUGCCCCGCGCCCCGGCCGCAGUCCACCUUCCCUCUUGGCUACUGUAAUUGUAAAUAGCAACCUUUGGAAAACGUUAGCCGUGUAACAGGCCAGGAAACUGGUUUUUUUGUUGUUGUUGUAUUGAUAUGAAAUGAGAUUCUAUUUUUGUCAAAGUAUAUUGUAAUAAUAAUGACUCAAGCGGCCCGUACUGUACAGAUGAGACUCCUCGCUGUUCUUGUUCCCUGAGCCCGCCCUCUCUGCCGGGACCUCAGGCUGGAGCCCAGACCAGACUGGAGGGGGCUGGGCCCCGCGGGCAGGUGGCUGUGCAGGCCAGCGGGGCGUGUGGCCCAGUCAUUCCCCUGCACGCCGCUCCCUGGGGCGUCAUCCCAGUGGGACAGUAGGCGACAGACAGGGCCCACCUUUGCAGUCCUGCCUCUGGGACUCAGCUGUUUGCAGUAUUCUGACACUUGACGCAGGGAAGGAACCAGAAGCAGGGGUGUGUGUGACCGCACGUGUCCCUGAGCGUGUGUGCACGAGGCCGUCCGGAGUGUGUGUGUGUGUGUGUGUGUGUGGGCGUGGACAUACCCGUGUGUGUCUCUGAGCCCAUCCGGGCCAGUCCACGACCGAGAGGCGAGCUCCGAGGACAUGUCCCGUGCGCGAGCCUGGUGUCUGUGGAGGGAUAGGAGCUUGCUGUGCUGCGCGACCCUGGCUGCCGGCUCCACGCCUCUCCGGCUGGGUCCCUGCCACCACCCUGGCCCCUGCUCCGUCCGCCCUCGGCUUUGACAGGUUGGGACCACCGUUGUGGGGAGCCUGCAGUCGCCCCCUUGCUUCUCCCUGGGGCCCCGGCUCUCCUGGGCUCCAAGCACGAGUGGCCAUCUGGCCCCUGGCCCUUUGCACACAUGCAGCUGCCCUUCCUGCUCCUCCCCUGCCCCCCACCCUGCUUUCAGGGCCACACUCAUGUUCCUCUUCCUUCUGGAAGCUGCUUCUUUGUCUGGGCCAUGACCCUCCCUUACUCAGAGUUGAAACCCCAGCUGCCGACUGGGUACACAGCCUGUCCUGGCCUUCUCCGUGGGUUCCUGGAGGGAGUUUCAGGAGUCGAGGAGCCUGGAGCAGGGCCUUGAACUACACUAGGGUAUAGUCUUGCGCGUCCAUCCGCAGAGCCUUGCCCGGCGUCUGGCACGUAGUCGGCGCGGUAAAUGCUGAACGUGUGAGCGACAGGUGCGCAGUACAGCCUGAGCGGCACGGUCCCUCCGCAGGCCGGUCCUGCCGGCUGUCCGCCCACCUUUGGAAGCUGGGCUCGACCACCACUAGACACACGGGGGCGGGAUGAGAGCCCCUGCGGUUCACGGUGCAAUAAUCACCAGUUUUGCCCUCUGCCUUGUGAUGGCAAACCUGGCUUCUGAUUACCAUGUGAGCGUGUGCGUGUGCGUGUCUUCUCUCUCCCGGGGGGCAGGGUAGGUCUGUGAAUGAACAUGUGACAUUUCUGCAAUUCAGUAUCCCAAGGUUUCUCUUGGGGGCAGGGGCUCCUGGCUGGCCAGACGCAUGGGUCCCUCAAGGGGGGCUUCAUUUCUUCCUCUCACAAAGCCAAAUUUGCCUCCACCUACUCCUUCCUCCGAAGAACUGGGCGUUCGCCAAAGUAAUCCGUGACUGGAGUCCUCCCGUGCCCCGCCCCUCCCCAGCCUUCCCACCGCUUUCAGGGACUGGGCAAGAGGGCCCGUUCCACGGGGACCGGGACGCACCAUUCCUCCCCCCCCCCCCCCGCAGUGCGCUCGACGCAGCAGACUGACCCCUGACCUUUACCAGCCCUCCCCACCUCGGACAGGAAGGAAUUAAUGCACCUUCUCUUGAUGAUUAUUUAUUUCUUUGGAGAGACAGAAAUGAUGUAAAAGUGUAUCUAGAAAUAUCUAUAUCUAUAUAUUUUUAACUGACUCUUUGGAACCCCCUGGGGUGGGCCGGGGGUGAAUUCAGGCUUUCGUGGAGGAAACCUGAGCCCCCCCCCCCCCCCCCCGCUUCCCGGGACUCGAGUCUCCUCCACCGUCAGCGAUGGGGGAUGGGGGAAGGCAUGGGAUUUGUGUGGGGGCAGGGGCUGGAAUGUUCUAGAGAGAAUCUGGAUUCUCUUUGUCUUCCCCAUUCAAGUCCUAGAAGCGAGAGGGAGGGGAGGCAUGGGCGUGCCCCCAAACCCGACAAUCACCCACACUCCUGGGGCUGCUCCUGAGUCCUGGGCAGGGCGAGUCCAAGCGUGUGGCUGUUGAUUUGUUUUCAAUAUUUCUUUCCGUGCUGUAUGGUGACGCUUUCUUAGUAUUCUACACAAUAAGAAGACAAAGUCCUCGGGAUUCUUAUGAGUUUUGUUUGAAAACUCUUUCACUAUAUUUGUUGUAAAGAGGUUUACUAUUAAAAGAAAAAGAAUACACGUUUCUGAUA
Messenger RNA from Mustela lutreola (European mink), 5549 nucleotides. RefSeq names its product myocyte enhancer factor 2D (gene MEF2D). The transcript is spliced from 12 exons. The record is from RefSeq and is a predicted model, not a curated record. Lineage: Eukaryota; Metazoa; Chordata; Mammalia; Carnivora; Mustelidae. Gene Ontology annotation, molecular function: protein dimerization activity; DNA-binding transcription factor activity, RNA polymerase II-specific; RNA polymerase II cis-regulatory region sequence-specific DNA binding. Gene Ontology annotation, biological process: cell differentiation; positive regulation of transcription by RNA polymerase II. The coding region runs from base 519 to 2075 and encodes 518 amino acids.